Messenger RNA from Arabidopsis lyrata subsp. lyrata, 3222 nucleotides. RefSeq names its product L-type lectin-domain containing receptor kinase I.3. The record is from RefSeq and is a predicted model, not a curated record. Lineage: Eukaryota; Viridiplantae; Streptophyta; Magnoliopsida; Brassicales; Brassicaceae. Bases 1051 to 3045 code for a protein of 664 amino acids. Gene Ontology annotation, molecular function: protein kinase activity; ATP binding; carbohydrate binding. Gene Ontology annotation, biological process: protein phosphorylation. Gene Ontology annotation, cellular component: plasma membrane. The transcript has a single exon.
UGUUCUUGUAUUGGGAUCUCGAAGAUUUAUCUAGGUUGAUUUUGUAGCUUCGAGCGACGUAGGAAACAAAACCAGAAAUGUUGAAAUCAGUUUCAAGAUCUAAUAAGCUACAGUUUUUAAGCUAAAUGGAUGAUGAUCGAGUUUUAAGAGAUGUUUGUUUAUUUGAUUAGAAAGUUUAGGGUAUGACUGGUUUGUUCUAUGUGAGACUUGUAUCUGCCCUUUCAUGUUUUAAGUUAAAUUGGAAAUCUUUAGAGGUGACUUCGUUAAACAUUGUGACUUUGUAAUCAUAUUCUAGGUAGUAUCUUAAUUAUAGGGAUUUUUACUCUGGUUUCAAACUUAGUUUACAUUUCACUUUGCUUUGGAACGUUACAUUAACUUAGUUGGAAUUCAUCAAAGUUUGACCAAGAAAAGUGCGUUUGCUUAGGAUUGUCUCUGUUGAAUAUAUGUGUUAUCUAACUCUUGACUUUCUGAAUGCUAUAACCAUCUUGUACUGCUAGAAGAUAGAAUCCAAUUCAAAACCAAAACCUUUAUUAUGAUAAUAGAAAGAUAGAACAAUAAAGUAACAAGAGUAUAAACUCCCCAAAGAGAACUAGGUUCUCUUCCCUCGGCCUAACCCGAUAGAAUCCUCCAAAGCUCUCAAUAGCUUGGAUAGGUCUUAUUUAUAAUAGAACGUAAAGUAAAAGACUCUAGGAAAAGUAAAUAAGAUAUUGGAAAUCCUAAACUAUUUCCAAGGAAUUUGAGAUUACUUUGGGAGUAGCAUGAAUUAUGACGGAUAAGAUUAUAUAAAAAGUAUGGUAUGACAUGGUCAUAUUUUCUUAUAUAACCAUGAAGUCAACUUGGUGAUGCCUAUUUGGGUAUAUAUUAUUGCAUUGGCUGACAACAUUCUUUAGCAAAUUGCUAGGAAAAGUGGAGGAUAUGGAACGUUGAAAAUUGAGUUUGACUUCUUGGCCUCUAAGUUAUUGCUAGACUUUGUUUUUUAGCUUGAGAGAUUGCUUGUUACCAGAAAGAAAACUUAUUUGCUUAGAAUUCAGUCUCUCUUCUUCCGUAGCAAUGGCUUGCAGACUAUAUCUGGCUUUGAUCUUCUCUUGCGUUUAUCUGAUUUUCCUGUCAAGUCAACAAGAAACCGGGUUUGUCUACAAUGGCUUUGAUCAGGCAGAUCUUUUUAUCGAUGGGAUCGCCAAGAUCCUACCUGAUGGACUUUUGCAGUUGACAAAUACUACAGAGUUGCAAAUGGGUCAUGCUUUCUUCAAGAAGCCAUUUGAUUUUGAUCCAUCUUCAUCAUUUUCGUUCUAUACACAUUUUGUGUGCGCGCUGGUGCCUCCUAAGUUGGGAGCUGAUGGUGGCCAUGGUAUCGUUUUUGUUGUAUCUCCUUCCAUGGAUCUCUCUCAUGCAUACGCAACUCAGUACUUGGGGGUCUUCAGCAACCUAACAAAUGGGACUUCCUCUUCACAUCUACUAGCUAUUGAGCUCGAUACCGUUAAGACAGUAGAGUUUAAUGAGUUGGAAAAGCCUCAUGUUGGUAUUGAUUUGAACAGCCCAAUAUCUGUUGAAUCUGCUCUGCCAUCUUACUUUUCUGGCGCCUCAGGGAAGAAUAUAAGCAUAGAUCUUCUGAGUGGGGAGGCUAUCCAGGUUUGGGUGGAUUACGAUGGCUCGUUGCUAAAUGUUACACUGGCCCCUAUAGAAAUCCAGAAGCCAAAUCAGCCUCUUAUAUCAAGAGCCAUCAAUCUUUCAGAGAUUUUUCAAGAGAAGAUAUAUGUUGGGUUCUCUUCAUCAACAGGGAAUCUUCUUAGUAACCAUUAUAUACUUGGGUGGAGUUUUAGUAGAAGCAAAGAACAAUUACAGAACCUGGACCUCUCUAAACUCCCUCAGAUUCCUCUUCCUAGAGAGGAAAAAAAGAAAUUAUCUCCACUACUUAUUGGUUUGGUCAUCUUAUUAGUGAUUCCUGUGCUGAUGGUUCUUGGAGGAAUGUAUUGGUACAGAAGAAAGAAAUAUGCGGAAGUAAAAGAAUGGUGGGAGAAGGAAUACGGCCCACACCGAUUCUCCUAUAAGUCUCUGUACAAAGCAACAAAUGGGUUUCGUAAAGAUUGUCGUGUUGGGAAAGGUGGGUUUGGAGAAGUCUACAAAGGAACUCUGCCCGGAGGCAGGCAUAUAGCUGUGAAAAGACUAUCCCAUGAUGCAGAGCAAGGGAUGAAACAGUUUGUGGCAGAAGUUGUAACCAUGGGAAAUUUACAACAUCGGAACUUGGUUCCUCUUCUCGGGUAUUGCAGGAGAAAAUGUGAGUUGCUUCUGGUCUCUGAGUACAUGCCCAACGGUAGUCUUGACCAGUACUUGUUUCAUGACGAAAACCCAUCUCCUUCAUGGUUUCAAAGGAUUUCUAUUCUUAAGGACAUUGCAUCGGCUCUUAGUUACCUGCAUACAGGAACCAAGCAAGUUGUUUUGCAUCGGGAUAUAAAAGCUUCGAACGUCAUGUUAGAUUCCGAGUUCAACGGGAGGUUAGGUGAUUUUGGCAUGGCCAAGUUUCACGACCGUGGAGCCAACUUAUCUGCAACUGCCGCUGUGGGAACCAUAGGUUACAUGGCACCUGAGCUAAUAACAAUGGGAACAUCUAUGAAAACCGAUGUGUAUGCCUUUGGUGCUUUCCUUCUUGAAGUAACUUGUGGAAGACGACCUGUGGAACCUGAGCUGCCAGUUGGAAAGCAAUAUUUGGUCAAGUGGGUCUCCGAAUGCUGGAAACAGGCUUGUUUACUCGAGACCAGAGAUCCAAGAUUGGGAGGAGAACUCUUACCCAUGGAAGUCGAGAUGGUUCUGAAACUUGGGUUACUCUGCACAAAUGCUAUGCCAGAAUCAAGGCCUGCAAUGGAACAAGUGGUGCAAUACCUUAACCGGGACUUAGCCUUACCAGAUUUCUCGCCGUCUACUCCAGGUAUCGGGGCUUUUAUGCCAGUUUCAAUGGAUGCAUUAUCUGCCAUUGGGGUCUCCAGUGUAAGGAAUUCAUCAGUCUCUAUGUUUGUUACUCACACGAUCUUGGACGGGCAUGGAAGAUAAGAUCUAAGAAACUGUGUACUCUCUGCAUCUAAAUCUGUUUGGCUACGUAAAUGUUUUAACUUAAUGUAUUGACUAUGUUGUUGGUUGAUGUUGUUUAGGUAUCAAUUGACAAAUAAAACAGUUCUUCUAGUGUUUGUAAACUGACAAGUUUUUACUAGUUUUUUGGCAACACCUGAA